Molecule: messenger RNA, 1722 nt
Organism: Callorhinchus milii (elephant shark)
Lineage: Eukaryota; Metazoa; Chordata; Chondrichthyes; Chimaeriformes; Callorhinchidae
Product: C-type lectin domain family 4 member E
Exons: 12
Coding region: 122-1111 (329 amino acids)
Molecular function (GO): signaling receptor activity
Source: RefSeq, a predicted model, not a curated record
GGGAGUCAGGGUGGGGAGUAUUAAAGAGCCCUGAGAAGCCAGAGCCCCCCAGAGCUCUCAGCAGGUCCCAGGAUCAGCGGGAAAAAGAAGAAACCAAAAGUGCCGAGAAUCCGCAGAAAUCAUGAGGAUGGACAAGCUGGAAGAGGAAUAUGACCACAGCCCCAGCAGGAAGAGAAAUUUCACCGGGAGGAUGAUCAGUGACAGGAAGACCUCUCUGUUUCUCUGGACCAUGCUGGGUCUCGGAGUUUCUCUGGUCCUGCUCAUUCUGAUAGUGGGAGCAGUACAGAUUUCAGCCACGAUGUUGCAGACACAGAAGGGGUUUGAGUCGAUGACCAGAGACUCUCAGAUACAAUCAAACUUAACUGCACAGUUGGAGAUGCACCAAAGUAACUUCGUGGGUGAACUGUCUAAGGUGAAAGACAUGGUUUCAGCCACGAUGUUGCAGACACAGAAGAUGGGGUUUGAGUCGAUGACCAGAGACUCUCAGAUACAAUCAAACUUAACUGCACAGUUGGAGAUGCACCAAAGUAACUUCGUGGGUGAACUGUCUAAGGUGAAAGACAUGGUUUCAGCCAUUUCCACACAGAUGAAACAGAUCAACGUUGAUUUAAUGGAGGAAGUUUCUCAUAUCAGAAACGUCAGCGCACAGUUGAAAAGACACCAGAAUAACCUCAUGGAUGUUAUGUCUGAGAUGAAAGACGCAGGAUUGAUAAAGCAGCUGUGCCCCAAGGCCUGGCUGAAUUUCAAUAAAAAGUGUUAUUAUUUCCUAAACAAUUCGCUUACCUGGGAAAACGCAAAGGACACUUGUUCUGGGAAGCAGGCACACCUCGUCGUAAUCAACAAUAUCGCUGAACAGCUAUUUUUAAGCUUAGGCAACUCCCGUGAAAACUGGAUCGGGCUGAGUGACAUUGAAAAGGAAGGUCAAUGGCAAUGGGUCGACGGCACAAGUUACGAGUUGACACCCAAGCACUGGAAAGCUGGAGAACCCAACGAUAGCAACAAUGCCGAAGACUGCGCUUGCCUCGCAACCACAGGCAAAUGGAAUGACAUUCCCUGUCACUUGAAGAAGACCGCGAUCUGCGAGAGGAACGAAUGGGUCGCUGAGCAGUGAUCUGAAAAUGGAAAUGAACCAAAAUGAUCUCCUCUGAGAACAUUGCCUGCUGAGAUCUCUCUGUACAAUAAACACAAUAAUCACAUUUGUGAAGCGCCUUAAGCAUCGGGAGGAUGGACCUCCCAAGGUAUGAUAGCUUUAUAACAGUAAUGCUAAAUAAAACUCCCAAUAGUCAGAUACCACACCACCUGUCUCUCUCUCUCUCCCUUUCUCUGUGGUCUCUCACUCUAUCUCUCUCUGCAUGUGAAGGUCUCCCCACCUCUCUCUCCCUCUCCCUCUAGGGAUUAAGCAGCUGAUGUAAACAGGAGUAAGCCUGAUACCCGGCAUUGGACUUGGACUUGAGAACAUUAAGGUGGCUGCACGUCACAAGCUGUCCUGUAAAGGUCCUCCCUCCCCCCACACUGAAGGCAAUGCCCCCCAGAUAGCUGAUGCUUCCCUCCAGAGAGAGAAAGAGAGCAUAUUCCAUUUUGACAAUCUACUUUUGGGAUUUCCAUGUGUAAGUGGGAUGCAAAACGCUGAGAAAGUUUCCUUACUCCACAUCCCUCUGUUUACCUAGCAGUAAAUAGGAACCCGGUUGUAAGUCGAUUGGCAGAUUGCUUUUCCGGUGGUAA